AUGGCCAGAAGCUCAAUCAUCACUCUAGCUACUGCAGCUCUAUUGGCAACGACUGCCAAUGCUCAGUUCGGGUACGGAUGGGGAGGAGGAUGGGGCAAUGGAAACGGAAAUGGCUGUCCUCCUUGGGCCAGCGAUUGUGACAGCUCCGACGAUAGCGGCGAUGGUAGUGGCUCUUCGUCUUCGAACGGCAUCUCCCAAAGCUCGCUUUUCUCCUCACCAGCAGCGUUCGAUCACGCAACUCGCAUCCUGAUCGCUCACGCUGUGCUGGCCUCUGCAGUCUGGGUCCUCUUUGUCCCGUCACUCGCUAUCCUACUACGCCUAAACAUCAAGAAUCCUAUUGUGCUCAAGAUCCACGCCGUGGGCCAAAUCCUCAGCUACAUUAUCUUCAUCGUCGCUGCGGGCAUGGGCAUAUGGCUUGCACAGCAGUCUGCCGCCUUCGGUGUUUGGAACGACCCUCACCCGAAGCUUGGUCUUGCGAUCCUGGCAUUGGCUUUCUUUCAGCCAAUUUUCGGAUCUCUCCACCAUUCAAUCUACAAGAGACGUGCUCAGAACGUCCAAGCCGGCAAGCCAACAAAAGCCCCUGGCCGGACUACCCCUGGACGUGUCCACCUGUGGCUCGGUAGGCUUCUGAUUGUGCUCGGGAUGAUCAAUGGCGGCUUGGGCAUCAGGUUAGCAUCCUUCAGCCCAUUUCAGACCGAUGGUACCUCCACCAAGGCCAAGAUUGCCUAUGGUGUCAUUGCAGCAACCAUGUUUUUACUCUACCUUGUGUUUGUGGUCACCUUUGAGAUCAGGAAGUCGAGGGCGAGCACGGAGGAGGUGCGAAGUAGACAGCAGGUGGUCGCCAACAAGGAUGGGUUGCCCUCAUAUGACGAGAGCGAGGAAUCUGUGGGCAGACCCAGCAGAUACAGCUAA
Messenger RNA from Fonsecaea pedrosoi CBS 271.37, 912 nucleotides. RefSeq lists its product as uncharacterized. The coding region runs from base 1 to 912 and encodes 303 amino acids. Lineage: Eukaryota; Fungi; Ascomycota; Eurotiomycetes; Chaetothyriales; Herpotrichiellaceae. The transcript is spliced from 2 exons. The record is from RefSeq and is a predicted model, not a curated record.